This is a messenger RNA of Lycium barbarum (goji berry), 1276 nucleotides long. RefSeq names its product transcription factor MYB17-like. Bases 250 to 1089 code for a protein of 279 amino acids. The transcript is spliced from 3 exons. The record is from RefSeq and is a predicted model, not a curated record. NCBI's taxonomy places the organism in Eukaryota, Viridiplantae, Streptophyta, Magnoliopsida, Solanales, Solanaceae.
ACCAUCAGGCUAGAGCCUUGGUGCUUUCCCCUAUUGCUAUAUAACCUACAAUUAUUACUCACACUCGACUGGUCAAUUUUCUCUUUUUUUCCUUCAAGCCUUCAUAGAAAGACCCCCAUUUUUUUUUUAAAGCUAAAGGACCUGGUUUCAGGCGAACAUACAGGAAAAAAUAAUACAAAGGAGUUGAGUGAGUUAUAGUUAGUGUGUGUGUGUGUGUGUGAGAGAGAGAGAGAGAGAAAGAGAGAGAAGAUGGGGAGAGCCCCAUGUUGUGAUAAGAAAGGUUUAAACAAAGGGCCAUGGACACCUGAAGAAGAUGAAAAACUUGUUGAGUAUAUCAAGAAUCAUGGUCAUGGUAGUUGGCGUUCUCUUCCAAACCUUGCAGGUCUUGCUCGUUGCGGGAAGAGUUGCCGUCUUAGGUGGACGAAUUAUCUAAGGCCAGACAUCAAAAGAGGUCCGUUUAGCCAUGAGGAAGAAAAGCUUGUCAUACAGUUACACGGCAUUAUUGGCAACAGAUGGGCUGCAAUCGCAUCACAACUACCUGGAAGGACGGACAAUGAGAUAAAGAACUUAUGGAAUACUCACCUGAAGAAACGCCUACUUUGCUUGGGCGUUGAUCCUCACACUCAUGAACCCUCUAAUGGGCUGUUCAUGAGAAACCCAACUACAUCGCUUUCAGCCCGCCAUAUGGCACAAUGGGAAAGUGCAAGGCUUGAAGCUGAGGCCCGUCUCUCCAGGGACUUGGUUCCAUCAUCAGUAGGAAGGUCUGGAAGUGACUACUUUUUGCGUAUAUGGAAUUCAGAGAUAGGAGAAUCAUUUAGGAAAUUCAACAAACAAGGCAGAAGUACUACUUGUCAAAGUCCAGCUUCUCAAGCAUCUUCAUCUACAAAGUAUGGAUCCGCUUCAGGCAUCACAACUGAGAUGGACCUUAAUUUUGCUGACGGCCAACCAUAUACAGAAUUGGAGGAUUCAUCUGAAUCAGCAUUGCAGCUUCUUUUGGAUUUCCCGAGUAACAAUGACAUGAGCUUUCUUGGCUUUUUAAGUGAAAGUUCCUUGAACUCAUCAGCAGAACAUGAAGUUGGCUUUCUCUAAAUAUGGUGAUCACGAAAGCCUGAAUUGUCGAAAAAUUCUGUGUUUUAGUAGCAGAAGAGGUUUGUAAUUUGACUGCACUAUGUAUUGAUGCUAUAGUAAUAGAGCCAUCUUGAGUGGUAUGUAAGCCAGACAUGUCAGGCAAAUUUAGGUCUACUGGCAUGUUUCUGAAGCUUAUAUUUUGUGGUUA